Messenger RNA from Annulohypoxylon truncatum, 1151 nucleotides. Its product is annotated as flavoprotein-like protein. Bases 425 to 898 code for a protein of 157 amino acids. Gene Ontology annotation, molecular function: FMN binding; NAD(P)H dehydrogenase (quinone) activity. The transcript has a single exon. The record is from RefSeq and is a predicted model, not a curated record. NCBI's taxonomy places the organism in Eukaryota, Fungi, Ascomycota, Sordariomycetes, Xylariales, Hypoxylaceae.
CCCCUAAGAUCGCUAUCGUCUAUGUAAGUGACCGCUGUCCUUCCUUUCUUACAUGUAAUUACACGAGCGCUGUGCGGGGAUAGGAAAAGGGGAGGCUUUUAGAUGUCAAGCCUUACCCCUCAACCAAGACCUGAACACCGAAACAUGCAGGAACAUUAUACUUCCCGCGGUGAAACAGUGGCGUGACGUCGUCCAAUUACGAGUUAUGUCCUGACUAAGUUGAAGGUUAACUAACACUGUCCAUAGUACUCCACUUACGGCCAUGUCCGCAAGCUAGCCGAGGCCGAAAAGGCCGGCAUCGAGAAGGCUGGCGGUACUGCCGAUAUCUUCCAGUACGACUCUCAUUCUCAUUCUUGACUUAUAUAUAAUUCCUAACAAUGGACUUAGGAUCCCAGAGACUCUCCCUAAGGAGGUCUUAGCCAAGAUGUAUGCUCCGGGUCCGGCCGCUGACGUCCCCGUCCUGGAGGACCCGGCUACCCUUGAGUCCUACGACGGCUUCCUUCUCGGAAUCCCGACACGAUACGGAAACUUCCCCGCUCAGUGGCGUGUGUGGUGGGACAAGACUGGCAAGCAAUGGCAAUCCGGUGCUUUCCACGGCAAGCUCGCAGGUCUAUUCAUCUCUACUGCCUCCCUCGGAGGUGGUCAGGAGUCGACCGCCUUGGCGGCCAUGUCUACCUUCGCCCACCACGGUAUCAUCUACGUACCCUUCGGCUACGCCAAGGCCUUCGGUACCCUGACCGACCUAACUGAGGUCCACGGCGGUGGCCCAUGGGGUGCUGGUACCUUCGCUGCUGGUGACGGUUCGCGACAGCCUAGUGAGAAGGAGCUUUCCGUUGCCGAGAUCCAGGGUACCGAGUUCUACAAGACCGUUGCCAAGUUCGCCUCCGGCUCCGCGUGACUACAUGGUGGCGAGAAGAAGGAGGCGGAACCUCAGACUACCUCUGCUGUUCCGGAAGGACCGACGAAGAAGGAAAAGAGCGAAGGCCCUUGCGGAUUGCCCACGAAAUGCGAGAUAAUGUGAAUGACAUUAUACAAAAGAUUAAACAAGUUAAAUUAAUGAAAAUUUGAUACGGCCCUUAUGAAAACCUCCUAUUCGUUGCCGUGGUAUCGUGCCGUGUGACUUGGUGAGCUAUCCAUCAGUUCCUGCGGAC